UUAUCGAUAGUGACAUCGACCUUUUUGCAGCUCUAGCAGAAGGAAAAUAAAAUUAACCAGGAGCGCAAAAAACGGAAAACUCGAGUUAUCUGCGCCACGGUCGGAACCAACGGGAUUGCAAAGUGCCAGCAAACCCCGAAAUCCACGCAGAGCAAGCUACCAAAGAGGCAUCCGGAAUUGUUUUUAGUCAAGAAAUCACAAAUCCCGCAGAGGAGCAACGUUUCCAAUAAGCAAGCAUACAUAAAUGGUUUCUACUUUCAUUGGCCUACUGGACAUUCAAUCAUGGUGGGAGAUACCGUGUAUUUCGCAUUUCUGUUCAUUGUUUAGUUCUGCCUUUGAUCUGCCUGACAUCGAUAUCGAGGACCUCGAAUCGGCGCUGCUCUCCGAUGGUACCAGCGAUGAGGAUCAGGUCGCCCUAGUGCCGGAAUUAAUUGUGCGCCUGCUCAAGGGCUGCGAUGCGCUACAGUCGGUAGCCAAGGAAAUCACACACAGCAACUAUCAGAUGUUCUUGCGCCGCUUCCUGCGCCAACAGUGUCGUUUGCACCAGACCGAGAACCACUUUGACACGGACAUAGACUUCCAGUCGCUGCCCGUGCGCAAGCGCCUGCACAUCCUGCACGACCUGUGUCACUUCCGCCUCGACUCGGCCGAUGUGCAGGUCAUUCUCAGCAAUCUAGAGGCGGACAGCCUGCGCGUGGAGCCCCUUGGCUACGACGCCAAGAACUCGGGCUAUUGGUACUUUUACGGCACGCGUCUCUAUCGCGAGGACAAGGCCAGCGGAGCGGCCUCAGCAUCUGGAUCGGGCGGUGGAGGAGGUGGAUCAGGCUCAGCCACAUCAACGGGCGGAGCCUCUAGCAGUAGCAAGGGCAUCGGUAGCAACGGCACCAUCUGGCAGGUGAUCUGCUUCACCGAGGAGGACUGGCAGAAUUUGGCCGCCAAGUUUAAGACCUCGACGAACGCCAAGGAGCGCGAACUCUUCCAAAUACUCGAUGAGAAUUUUCUGCCCAAGCUGCCGCAGCUAUUCCGGGAGCGUGAGCGUUUAAGGCGCAGAAAACUUCUUCAAGUGCGCAACUCUAGUCGCAUUCGCAACCUUGUGGAGCUGAAGGCACGCCAGGAGGAAGAGCGCCAGCGAAGGGAGCGCGAGAAUCUGUAUCAGGAGCGGCAGAACGCACACUGGCUGGCACCGCCCACGCAACAGCAGCAAUAUCAGCAGCAGCAGCAACAGCAGCAGCAGCAGCAACAACAGCAGCAACAGCAACAACAACAGCAGCGCACACGGAGACGAUCGCAAUCCACAUCGACGGCCAGUGGUAUUUCAACCUACGCAAGCUCCCUCAGACGAACAACCACAACUAAUUCGAGCGAAUUUCUGUGCCACAGGGAAACCUUCUGCCUCUCGCCAGAGAACGACGACGACGAUAGGGAGGCCCUCGACGCGGAGCAGCCACACGAAGAGCAACAAGAAGAGCAGCAGCAGCAGCAGCAGGACCAUCAAGAAGUAGAAUUAUUAACAGAUUUUCGAUCGCCACAAACGCCGAAAUCGCAAAGCAGAGGCCACCAUAGCCACCACCAUCAACAGCAACAUCAACACCAUCAUCAUCAUCAUCACCACAAGAAGAAAAAGUCGGGCAAGAAGCAAAAGAAGCGACAUCAUCGCGAUCGCGAGCAUCAUCACCAUCAUCGACGGCGACACAAGCAUGCUUCAGAGGCAGACGAGGACGACAACAACAAUAACCACAACAAUAAUCACAACAGCAACAGUAAUAGCAGCAGCAGCAACUACAGUGCCCAGCAAAAGCGACAGCAGCAUCAGCAGCAGCAGCAGCCACAGGAGACUCCUCCCGAGGAGGGACCAAACACCACUAGCACUUCUCUAAGUCCCGAGGACAAGGAGAACUUUUGCAGGCAACUGCAAUUGUUGGACACCAACUCGGCGGCAAUUGCCGUGGCCACCAGCAUCGCCAAUCUAAGUCUGCCGUCUCCAUCGGUGGCACAUGAGAGCGAGGCAGAGCAGGAAGAUCAGCACCAGCAGCAGCAGCAGGUGGUUGAGCCAGAGCCACUAGCAGCAACAGGAAUAGCCUCCUCUUCGAUGGCGCCAGCGGCAAAUGUCAAGUUGCCCGGCAGGCAAACCAACAAUUCGCUCAGUUCCCUGACUGGCAACAUUUUCAUACCUGCGGGAGGAACAAGUGACACGCAGUCACAGCCACAGCAGGCCCAGGAGCAGAGCGGCGCUAGCAGCAGUAGCAGCAGCAGCACUACAGCUAGCACCGUGCGAUCCAAGAAGCAAAAGGCCGUUCUCAACAAUAGCGGAAGCGGAGGCAGCAGCAGUAGCAGCAUCAAGGCGGCGGCGGCGGAAAAGGCGGAAACGUGCAAGCCCAAGAAGCUGGCCUCGUCAUCGGCAUCCUCCUCCUCGUCCAGCAAGGCGGAGCGGCGGCAGAGCGGUGCCUACUCGGACAAGAGUGGAGAUGACUUUACCGAAACGGAGGAGGUCCUUCAAAUAGGAAUGCACAAGGUGCUGGUCUACGUGAAGAACCAUCGCGAUGCCUGGCCCUUUAUGGAUCCCGUGGAGGAGGAUAUUGCCCCACGAUAUUAUUCAAUAAUCAGGAGACCCAUGGACCUGCUCAAGAUGGAGGACAAGCUGGACAGUGGGGAAUAUCACAAAUUUAGCGAAUUUCGAAACGAUUUCCGCUUGAUUGUCAACAACUGUCGACUGUACAAUGGGCACAAUAAUGAAUACACGGAAAUGGUGAACAAUCUGCAGGAUGCCUUUGAAAAGGCCACCAAAAAGUACUUUGAUAAUCUCUCCGACGACGAAGAUGAUGAUCCCAAUCUCAGCUACCCCGCCGCCGACUCCAAAAUGAAUGUUUUUCGCGAGAAAUACUUUAGCAAGAAGGCCAAGGAGGAGACGGAGAAGGAUGCAGCGGCAAUGGGUGGUCGCCCAGAAAGCAGCGCCGAUGAAGAGCGCAGCGAGAUUGAAGAGGAGGCCUUGCAGAAAACCCAAAAACGUAAGCGAAAGGAGAAGGAUAAACGGCGCAAAAAGAAGAGCAAAAGCAAGGCAGAGCCGGAAACGGAUGACGAGGACAUGGAACCUGAGAAGGAACCAACGCCACCGCCGCCAGCUCCGAGCAAGAAGAGCAAAGCGGGUAAGGUGGCAAGGGAAAAGGAGAAGGAAAAGGAUAAAGAGAAGGAAAAAGACAAGGAAAAGGAAAAGGAGAAAGAAAAAGACAAGGAACCUGCAGCUAACAAGCGGGGACGCAAGCCCAAGAGUGAUAAGUCCGCGGCCAAGCCUGGAAAGCAGCCACAAAAGACCAAAAAGGGAACCAAGAAGCUAACAGCCCCCGAAACGGAACCCGAAUCGGCGGAGGCCAGCGAUAGUCGUGAGAGCGACGACUUCUCUGACGACGAGCACAUAUCCUUGGCCAAGGCCAAGGCCAAGUCCCUCCUCAAACCGCCCACAGCACGAACGAUAGCGGCGCAGAAGAAAAAGUCAGUGCCAGCGGAAUCCAAAGUAAAGACGCUGACGCCCGUUAAGCGGCAAGUGAAGGGCAGUAAGGGGAGUAAGGCCACGGAACAGCUACUGCCGCCAACAGCAGCCGAUGCCUUGGCCGAAUCCGCCGCCGAGCUGGAAGAAGACGAAGACGAGGAGGAAGAGGACACCAGGCGCGCCGACGAUGAUGAGGAGGAUGAAGACGAGGAUGGCUCGCGUUCCCGCAGCAUGUCACCCUUUAAGGUUGAUCUCCACAAGAAAUACUCGAAAAGUGCCCUUAACGAUGAUCUCUCCGAGCUGCUGACCACCGUGAAGAAGGUGCCCAAUGCCGAGACCACCAAGCUGAGUGCCCGGCAUCAUCAGGAUGAAGACGAGGAGGAGAAGGAGGAGGGUUCAGACGGGGACUUUAAAUCGCUGAGCAGCAGUCGAGCCAGCUCCCAGGAGCGUCUGAAGGUGACGAAAAAGGGUAGAAAAGGUGAGAGCUCCAAGAAGGAGAAGGAAAAGAAGAGCAAGGACAAAGACAAGGACAAAUCCCGCACUACCAAGCACAAGAAAAGCAAAGAGGAGUCUGUCUUGUCUGCUGCCGCUGCCGCAGCUGCCGCCGAGCAGGCCGAACUGGAGAUGCUUUUGCCGUUUAUGGACAAGUACGAUGUGAUAAAGUUCCGACGCAGUCGUGCUGCCCAGAGUGGCUCCAGUGCCUCCAACUCCAUAGCCCCCUCCGAGGACUCCAAGCCAGCCAGCACCAAGAGCGGCAGCAAGAAGACCUCGUCUAAAAGAGAACCCGAUCCUCCUCCAGAGCAGCACAAGCGGGGAAGGAAGAGCAAAGACCAAAAGCGUAGCAAGGAGGCAGAGAAGCAGGAGAAGACUGAAAAGGCGGCCCAGAAGGAGGUAGAGAAAAACACGGAGGGCAAGACCAAGAAAAAGGAGGAGCCUCUUGCUUUCAAGGAGAAAAUGGAAAAGCCAGCGAAGGAGAAGUCCCCGGCUCCCGUAGAGCCUGCGGAGAAAAGCAAGAAGGAGGAGGUUUCCACCACGCCAGCAAGUCUUUCAUCAUCUACAACCAAGGUAAAGGAUACACAGGGAAAGACCACAGCCAAGAAGAGACCCGACAAGCAAAUGCCGCCUCCACCAAAGCCCGUGGAUAAACCCAGCGGCGACAAGGCUUCCAGCAAAAAAUCCGCCGCCGGGAAAAAAGCUUCAGCCCAAAAGGCAAGCCAGGUGCAGACCAACAAUACCAAUCUAGAGGCCUUGGAUGUGGAAACAGAACAAACUCUGAAGGACAUCAAUCGCUGGCUGGAGCACACGCCUCGCUUCACAGAGUUCAGUUCGGCCAGCAACUCGCCUUCCCGCUACAAUCUCCUCGAUGACUUUGACUCCGGGAUUGGCAGCAAGCUGGAUGCAGCGGAUUUCCGCCGUCCCGUUGCCUUGGCCGCACCCAAAACGGAAUUGGUGCCCACAAAGCUAGCGGAGGCAUUGAACGACCUGGUGAGUGAACCAAAAGAAGCCACAGCAGCAGCAGCCAGUAAAUCGGAGUCCGAGUCUCUGGCUCCCACGGCGAGCAGUGUGAGCAGCAGCUGUGGUACUCCGCCCCAUUCGAUGCACUCGGGCAACUCCAUUGGCAGCACCUCCGCCACAGCGGCCUCCAGUUCGAAUUGCUCCAACAACUCCAUGCCCACGCCUCUGCCUGUGGCUGUUAUAACUCCCCUGCCUCCGGUUUUGCCUUGCCUGCCUCUACCUCAGCCCCCGGUGAAGCCCAAGGAGCCCAGCACCACGCAAUUGCUGUUGAAUCCUCCGCCUCCGCCUCAUAUCAAGCAGCAGCUGGCCAAGGAGGCCAAGCGCAAGUCCCUCAAGGAGAAACAGGCGGCGGCUCAGGCUGCCCAGGCGCAGCAGGUCAAGGCCAAGGCGAAUGUGAUGAGGACCAUCGAUAGGCUUCAGCCGGGCAAGGCCAAGGGUAAUCUCAUCCAAAAUGUGGCUGCUGGCAAGUCCACGGAGGAGAGUAGCGAUUCCCUCGUGGGCACAAACCCAGUGGCCACCAAGGCCAAGGAGCUGAAAAACGCCCUGAUUACGGAAACCUGCGAGGGAGCACCAAAACUGAGCCUGGGCACUGUGAUCAAGACCCAGGACUUUGCUCUGGGCAAAACGCUGGAAGAACUGGCCCGGAAUAAGCCCACAGAGGAAGAUGAAGGCGGGCCCACGGAGGACAGCAAAACCGAGGAGGCGUCGACACCACCCACCACGCCCAGCAAGGAGGGGGGCGGAGGACCUCCCAAGCCAUUUGAAGCUCUGCUGGAGCUUAGCAAAGCGGGCAAAGCGGCGGGUGGUGAGGGGGCCAAGGGAGAUGCUGCCAGUCAGCAGAAGAAGAAGCCUGAUCUAAGCGCCUGGCUGCAGGCUUUUGGAGGUCCCAAGGUGAGCAAGAAGACGGAUGAGGAUGAGCCAUCCAAGCAGCAGAUGCUGCAGCAACAGCAGCAGGACCUGCUGCCGGGUGAAGGUGCCACGGUGGCGCCGCCAGCUCAUUCACCCGCCGGUGACAAUUUCUCGCUGCCCACGGUGAUGCGUCCCAGAAAGCCAAGCACCGGCAGCACCAACUCGGAGCGCAGUUCCUUUAGUCAGGAUCCGGACUCUCCCAGAAUAGCCAUCGAUGAGCGUUACGGAUCGUAUGCUGCAGGCUCGUACACCUCGCCCAUAGGAGCCUCACCCAUUGGAGCCUCGCCCAUAAUGGUCUCGCCCAAGCCCAACGAUGACAUGGGCAAGCCGGCGUCGCCUUAUCCCCUGAAUGGAGCCAUCAAGGUGGGUUUCUACCAGGAUACGACGACCAAGAGCAGCCCGGACAAGAGCUGCAGCCCCAGGGAGAUGAACUCGCCGUAUCCGCAGUAUUCCCAGCACAUUUACUCCUCCGCCUCCUCACCGAAUGUUUCCACGCCGGAUUUGAGCGGUACCUCACCCUAUGGCGGUGGGAAUAGCUACAAUCCUUCGGGCUCUGAGGCUUCCAAGACACCUGCUUAUUCUUCCACCUCCCCGCUGCCCAUUUACGACCAAUACAAGCAGCCGCGCUCCCAGGAAUCGGAUUACAACUCCUCGAUGAGUCCGAGCACCCCGAAUCCCCACUCGCCCUAUCAACAGCCCCAGAGUUCGCCGUACACCACGCCCCAGCAAUCGCAGUCGACGCAGCCGUCGCCCUACCAUGGUCAGUCGCCGUAUCACCAGCAACAGCACUCUCCUUACCAUCCGCCGGCGGCACAGCAGCAGCAGCAACAGCAGCAGCAACCCUCGCACAGUCCGGCGUCUCAUCAGCAGGCCCACAGUCCCAUACCUUCGCCGGCUUCCUCGGCGGCCACGCAGCCACCAACACCUUUGGCGCAUUCUCCCGCAGAGCAGCAGCAUUCGCCGUACCAGCAGCCCGUGUUGUCGCCCUACCAGCAGCCUCAGUCGCAGCAGCAGGUGCAACCUCCUGUAGUACCGCCUGCCACAGGGGCCGUUAGUAACAAUGGCUAUGGACCCUCCACCCACGAUACCUACCAGCAGCAUCAGCAACGCUCCUUGUAUAAUCCUGCCACUCUGAUAAAUCCUUUGCCCACGGCGGUUGCUCCCCCGACAGCUGCUUCUAUUGCUAAGCCAAACAAUGACUGGAGCCUCAAUCGCAGUUUGUUGCCGCCUAGCAUUGCAAAUGCGGCAAAUCAGGCGACGCAGCAAGCGGGACAGCAGCAGCAGCAGCAACAAUUGCAAGCAACACCCCAACAGCAGCAAUUACAGACUCAGCAACAGCAGCAGCAGCAGCAACAGCAGCCACAAUUGCAAGCAACACCCCAACAGCAGCAAUUGCAGACGCAGCAACAGCAGCAAUCCCAGCUGCAGCAGCAACUCAAGCCCAAGUAUCCAACUUAUGCCCAAUAUCAGUCAACAAAUGCAGCAGCCAGUGCAGCGGCUGCAGCAGAUGCGGUGGAUACGCAACAACAGCAGCAGCAGCAGCAGCAGCAGCAGCAGCAGAAGAUAGUGCCGCCAAGUUAUGGCAGCGAUAUGGCCACCUUUAUGCAGCAUCAAAUGCAGCAGCCUCCCAAGACGGACACUCUGAUAAAUCCUCUGAAGAGGCCCGGCGAGGACAUGGGCAUGGAUUACAGUGGCAAUGCAGCGGCAAAUAAAAUGGCAAAAUUGGAAGAGACGCCUGCACAGCAGCCACAGUUGCAGCAGCAGCAACAACAACAGCAGCAACAACAGCAGCAGCCGCAAUUGCAAACUUUGCUCAACAAGCAACAGCAAAUGUUUAAUAGCUUUCUGGGUUCCAUGGCCUUUGGCAAGCCUUUGGGCAACAUAGCGCCGGACAAGGCCUUUGAAAUGUACAACAGGGCGGCGGCCAUGGGCUUUCCCAAGGAGUUUGCCAAGGACAAUUGUCAACUGCAGCAGCAGCCGCAAUCAGUGCCACAGACCAGCAGCAGCAACAAGCAGCAGACAAAUCAACAGCAACAGCAGCAGCAACAGCAGCAGCAGCAGCCACAUCUCACGCAGUUGCAGACGCCGCAUAAUCAAAACUACCAGCAACAGCAGCAAGCUCAGGCCCAAAAGUUGCCACUGCAACAGCAACAGCAGCAGCAGCAACAGCAAACGCAGCAAAUUAACUACCAGCAACAACACAAUUACACUACCCAGCAACAGCAGUCAGUCCCUGAGAAACCCGCCUCAGCACAACAACAAGCCCCACUUCCCACUGCCGUAAGCGAUGCCAGCAGCAACAUGAUGCAUCACCAGCAUCAUCUCAGUCAGACGCAUCAUUUGGCCGCCUACAACAAGCCCACGCCCCCGCCACCGCCUCAGACCUACAGCAAUCCCCUGAUGCAAUCCAUGCUGGGCUAUGCCGGCAACUAUUUCGACAAGACCAUGCCGCCGGCGGCUCACAUGUACAGUGCCUCGAGCUCAGCGGCCACGGCUUACGGGAAUCCGGCGCAGCAACUGCCCGGCAACUAUGUGCCAGGCAACAACAAUCCCGCACACCAGCAGCAGCAGCAACAACAGCAGCAACAACAGCAGCAGCAACAGCAGCAGCAAGCGGCAGCAGUGGCUCCAGCGGAAGUCAAAGCGCCAGCCAAGAGAGGAAGGAAAAAGAAGGCAGCCACAAUUGCAGCAGAAGCAGCAGCAGUCAAGCAUCAACAGCAGCAGCAACAGGCACAACAACAGGUGCAGCAACAGCAACAAGUGCAGCAGCAACAGCAGCAGCAACAACAACAACAUCAACACCAAUCCAUGCCGCAGUACAAUAUGGCGCAGACCGCAGCCUCUGUUUCGGCAGCUGCUGCUGCUGCUGCCACCAACAAUCAGCUGCAGGCGCAUGCCCAGGCGCUGCACCAGGGCUUCCAGCUGUACGCAGGUCUUAAAUCUGGAGGAGUAUCCUCGCCAGGAUCGGCUACCGGCGGCGGCGGCGGCGGCAGCAGCAAUACCAGCAAUCAGACGACGGCAGCGGCAGAUGCUGCAGCAGCCAUCUCACUGAAGACUUCAACAGGCAGCAGUGGCGGCGGCAUUGUUCCAGGCAGUGCCUUCAAUUUUGCACCCACACCCGGAGCCCUGGGCCUCUAUGGCGAUCAGUCGGCGGCAGCGGCAGCCAGCAGCUAUUUGGAUCAGUUCCGGGAUGCCCCCAAUCCUUACUACAUGCCACCGGCGCCAGCGCAUAGUGGAGCGUCUGGCAAUCCCGUGGGCAAUGCUGGGGACAAGACCGGACAGAAUCCCUUGAACACAGCCGCUGGAUCCUAUCCCUUCCUGGCGGCAGCGGCGGGGGCCCAUCCCUCAACGCGGGCAGCGGCUGCUGCAGCGGCCUAUCCCUUCGUCGACCCCAAUUCGCAGCUAUACCAGCAGUACCUGCGACGCGAUGACUUUCACACGCGGAUGAUCUUCAAUCAGAGUCUGCUGAGCGGGCCGGCAGCGGCGGCGGCAGCAGCCGGCUAUGGACAACCGCCGCCGCCGCCAUCUGCAUACCAACGAGCCACACUGGGCAUGCCAAAGCCGUAUGACAUUAACCGGCAGUCAUGGUUUUAGCAGUACGCCAGUGCCGCCAACGUGGAUCUCCAAGGGGACGACCUGACGGGGGCGGCAACUGGAACAAGUUCGGGCUCAGGAGCAGCAACUGGAGCUUCAGCGGCAGCCGCACAGCGAUGAAGGGGGUCAACACAGGCUAAGAAAAGGUUUCAAGAAAAUUGGUUCCCAAAAAGGUACAAGUUAUUUUUAUUUUUUGAAUUUUAGCUGAGAUUUUAUCAAAGAAUCUGUAAUAGUUGGAAGGCCCGAAAGUAUGAUGAGCUUUCAGAAGGCUUGUUACAUUUUAUUUCUACAGAUUCUGUAGGCUACUUUCCUAUUUCUUCGAAGGCAGGAUGUGUGUUGUACUGACUAUUUGAUAUUCCUUGGCAAGACUCGAAUUCCACUGCCUCAGACCCUUGAUUUUCAUUUGAAAAUAUUAUUAUUAUUUGAAUUAUUAUGUUUUUUUUGUGUUUCUCACAACUCAUUUGAAUGAAUUUGUACGUUGUGCAAUGUGUGUUUCCUUUUGUGACUGCAGUUGCCUCCUAGCAGAGUUUGUUGGUCUUUAGUUUGUAUCUUUAUUCGGGUUAGUCUUUAGGUUAAAAUGACAAUUACUUUUAAACGGUGUAGCUAAUUAGGCCUCGUAAUUUAUAUUUAAUUGAACUUAAUUUGUUUUUAAAGCUUAACAAAAAGAUUACGAAUAAGAGAAACCAUACAGAAAAUGCAAGAAAUUCAAAGAAUUGCUCUGACUAUAAUUAGAUUUUAGUUGAUUUUCCAGAAUUUAACUCGUGUGUGUGUAAAUGAACUACGAUUAUUAGUUAUUAGUUCUUACUAUUUACUAUUACUAUUAUUAUAACUAACUAUUAUCGAUUCGUCGUGCUGCCGGCAAUUUGUUGAAAUAUUUAUUAAUCCAACUAAUCAAAGAGAUUCGCAACACACAAAACUAAAGCUAAAGCAAAAAAACACACACGAAGCGAGGAUAAACUUUUAGUUUGUAGAGAACGCCAAGCAGAUGUAUAAACUUUUGUUAAAUAUGCUAAGUAAACAGUACGGACCUAGCAUUAAGCCUUAAAACUCCCCGCUGCAGCAAGUAAAAUAAUAAACCAAUGCAAAUGUGCAACAUUCCGCCUCCCUAAAA
Messenger RNA from Drosophila kikkawai, 10613 nucleotides. It is a transcript of the gene dikar, whose product is annotated as CECR2 histone acetyl-lysine reader dikar. Lineage: Eukaryota; Metazoa; Arthropoda; Insecta; Diptera; Drosophilidae. The record is from RefSeq and is a predicted model, not a curated record. Gene Ontology annotation, biological process: chromatin remodeling. Gene Ontology annotation, molecular function: protein binding. Gene Ontology annotation, cellular component: CERF complex.